AUGCACAGUCUUAUCUCACAUAUUUUAGAUGAGAGCAAGUUCCAACUCCUUUAUGAUUCAUUUGUCAAGGGACCUUACAUCGGGGAGGCGGUGGAUGGCUUCUAUGCAUAUCUAAGAAGUAACAACAUCAAGUUUUCUAGGGAUUAUUACGCAAAGUUCUGUUCCAUUGUUCAAAGUUCUGGGACAGCUAUAUUCCAGACGCUCCAGCAGGAUCUGAGUGACAGACUACCUGCACAACGCUCUGGUAAUCCUGAUGCUGUUAUCAAAGUAUGGAAUGAUGCAAUGUGUGAUAUGCACUCCGAAGCUCGUAUCAAGUUCUUUAAUAUAGUCAAUUCUCAUUACGAGGUGACAGAUGGAACAAUACUCAAGCUUAAUCCAGACUCUUGA
This is a messenger RNA of Suillus plorans, 387 nucleotides long. RefSeq lists its product as uncharacterized. Lineage: Eukaryota; Fungi; Basidiomycota; Agaricomycetes; Boletales; Suillaceae. The transcript is spliced from 3 exons. The record is from RefSeq and is a predicted model, not a curated record. The coding region runs from base 1 to 387 and encodes 128 amino acids.